Nymphaea colorata (pocket water lily) is the source of this 1503-nucleotide messenger RNA. Its product is annotated as fatty-acid-binding protein 1. The record is from RefSeq and is a predicted model, not a curated record. Gene Ontology annotation, molecular function: intramolecular lyase activity. The transcript has 5 exons. Lineage: Eukaryota; Viridiplantae; Streptophyta; Magnoliopsida; Nymphaeales; Nymphaeaceae. The coding region runs from base 81 to 959 and encodes 292 amino acids.
UACGCGGAAAACCUGAGGGUUAGUAAUUGUGUCCGGACGUGGAACAAACAAUUUUGCUCUGCUAUCCAGUUCUCUCCGCCAUGGUUUCCCUCCGCUUCCCUUUCUCCUUCCAUGGGCCGAACAAACUCUUCACCCGUUCCGGCUCUUCCUCUUCUUAUCCAUCCCCUUCCCUUGCCUUCUCCGUUGGCGUUGUCUUCGGGCUGGGCGCGGGCCUCGCCAUCUCAACCACAGCCGGUCGGCUAGGCGACCACCUUCUGCCGAUCCGUAAUCUCUUCGAUGCAAGCAGUCGGCAGCUCUCCCCAUUGUGGGGUUCCUUGUCUUUGACGACCGGAAUCGCCAAUUUGGAGAACUCCGUGGUAGAUUCUCGCACUGGGGCAGAGUUUCCUCCGGUCUUGGACGGCUCCCGGAAGCUCCUGGGGAUUGGACUGCGAAGGAAAAACAUCAUAGGGAUCAAAAACAUCAAUGUGUACGCUUUUGGUGUUUACGUUGAUGAUAGCUCAAUAAAGCAAGUGCUUUCUGAGAAAUAUGGGUCUACGCAAUCCUCAGAACUGGAAGGAAAAGAACGGCUCUGUACAGAUGUUUUGGAGAAUGAUUUGUGUGUGACGGUUAGACUUAGUAUAGUGUAUGGCAGACUCAGCAUACGUUCUGUCAGAAAUGCAUUCGAAGAAUCAGUUGGUAACAGGCUUCGCAAAUUUAGUGGGGAUGAAAAUCGUGAGCUGCUUCAGCGAUUCACCUCACAGUUUAAGGAUGAAUUAAAAUUAUCUCGUGGAACUAUCAUUGAUCUUUCAAGAGAAAAGGGACAUGUUCUUCGAACAAAAGUUGAUGGCAAGGAGGUGGGCUGCAUUCAGAGCCAACUUUUGUGUCGUUCUAUUUUUGAUCUUUACAUUGGGGAAGAUCCCUUCGAUAAACAGGCCAAGGAUGAUAUCCAACGGAGUUUGGCAUCUCUCCUCGAGGGGUAGAUGGAAAAGAUUAUCAAUAUGAUGGUUUUUUGGCGGGCGGCCUUUAUGCAGGAUUUUCAGCAUCAGAAGACAUGGGAAUCCCUAACCUAAGAUUUUUCACUCCAAGAAUUUCAUCCUCACCUUCCCGUUUACAUCUUUCUCUCUCCGAUUUACUAACUUUCUGAACAGAGUGGUGAUCGUGACCAUUAUAUGGGCUGGGUUUAUGAGAAAUUUUAGCGUUUUUUGCUGUUUCAUCAUUAUUAUCAUUAUUUUCUUCUUUUUCUUCCACUUCUUCAAUUGGUGUAUAGUCAAACUUUCUUCUUUCUUCUUUCGUUUUUCUAGGUAUUACUGGAGAACCUGUUGAAAAGAAUUACUCUCUCGCUUUUUUUUUUGUUUCACUGUGUAGAUUCAAGGUUGAGUUUUGAGUGAAUUUGUAGAGUGAAGUGCAUAGGAUGUAUCCCCUUUUUUCUAAAACCGUCUUGGAGCUCCGUUUCUCCCCUUUUAGGGGUUUGGGAGCUAGUGAGGUUUUCAUUUUUCUUUUAACAUAUUUGAUUUAUCUUAUUCA